AUGAACUACCAGGAGCAGCAGGAGGCCCCGCCCGCGUGGGCGCAGGCGAUGAUGCAACAAAUAGAAGAGGGUCAGCGCGCGCAGCAGCAGCAGCGUACCGCCGCUCAAGACGAAAGAAUUCGUCAACUUGAAAAUAUACUGGCUAGGCAGACGGCAAACUCUCCGACCCUGGGAAGCGUCACUGAAACGACCACGGAACCAACGCCAAACCCCGCCGAAUCGAUUUCGACCACCGCACGAAGAUUGAGGCCCCGACUCCCGGACCCGCCAUUCUUCGCUGGGAACGUCAACGACUGGGGCACUUGGCGGAUCACGAUAGAAAAUAAGCUAGCAGUCGACGGUGCAGCGAUCGGGUCUAGGCAGGACCAAUUCAUGUAUAUCUUCUCACGCCUUGAGAAGCUUGCAUGGAAGAAUACCGGAACGUAUGUGAAACACUCGCGAGACACAGCCGGUCCCGACGAUCUACUCGCGUAUCUUGAGGGCAUAUAUGGAGAUCCGAACGCGCAAUCGCGGGCGGCAAGAAGGCUAUAUCAGAUAAAGCAGACAAACCGGCAGCCGUUUACACGAUUCCUACCAAAGCUUGAAAAGGAAUUCGCUGACGCCGGAGCUAUCAAUUGGCCGGACGAAGCUAGACGACAGAUUCUAUUAGGCGCGUUGAACGAAGAGAUGAGCGUCGCGCUAAUGAAUCGCGGUAUUCCCGCUACCUAUUCGGGACUGAUUAGCCGCCUGCAUGAAAUUACGACCGACAUGGACGCUCUGAAUCUGGGUAAGAGUCGAUCUAAUAAAUCACCUCGUCGUCAACAGAGGAACCUGGAUGAGAUGGAUUGGUCUCCUACUAUCGACGUUAAUCGUAUUAAUCCUCGAGGGAACCGCCCUCGAAAAGGUGUCGAGAAGCAGGCGAAAUGGAGUGUUCCUAUCGACCUGCCGAGCGCCCAAGUCGCGUUGCUACCGGUCAAACAAAGAAGGACCGAAAGGUUCACGAUCCUAUGGCGAAACGUAGCCGAGUGA
Messenger RNA from Penicillium diatomitis, 1008 nucleotides. RefSeq names its product retrotransposon gag protein. NCBI's taxonomy places the organism in Eukaryota, Fungi, Ascomycota, Eurotiomycetes, Eurotiales, Aspergillaceae. The record is from RefSeq and is a predicted model, not a curated record. Bases 1 to 1008 code for a protein of 335 amino acids. The transcript has 2 exons.